AUGGAGAUGGAGAGUUCCCCGGGAACGGGCGAGACCAUCCACGGUCCUCUGCCGGAUGCGUCCCACCGUUUGCCUUUGCCUUCACCUUCAACGUCGACAACCACAACGGAGCUUGUCUCCGACAAGCAGCCUAUCUCUCGCUCAUCAUCUCUUCGGCAGAAACGCUCAUCACUUCCCCCACGAGCCCAUCCGGGAGCUCGCCAUACCAAACGCCUGACAUUGAACUUCCCCAUCAACAUUCCGCUGGAUCAACCGAUCUCAGCUACCGACUCAGUCGCCUCACCAGGACCCAUGACCCCCGUUACCCAGUCGUCAACACGUGCCUCCCCAGCAGUGCCUGCUGGGACUCCCCUCCCUUUUGACACGGAAGACGAUGGCUACGACUUUCUCCGAGCCAUCGCCUCUCAGGAGCGGAGGGUGAUGGAGCUGCGCGAGGAGUUGCAUCGCGCAGAGUCCGAACUGUCCACCAUCAAGAAGCAAUGGGCCUUGUCCGAAAAGUCCAAGAAACGCACCGAGAUCAACCUCCAUGCUGAACCGAUGCUGCCACUUCGCUCACCCGAGUUGAGUGCGCCGGAAGGGUCGAGCGUACCCUCCCACCGCCGCGAACAAAGUAUGAGUUCGGUUGGGAGCUCCUCGGUGUCACAGGAGCGGAUAAGCCGAGAGUUGGACCGGCGCACCGGUCUUCGUGCCGCAGCCGCACCAAAGGGCACGUCGAUCUCUGCCAAUGGUCGUCGUGUGUUUCAGGGCUCUCAUGCUCGAACGCUCUCCCUCCUCUCCCCCGUCACAGCACCCAGCUCCUCCAUUGGCGGACCUGGCCCUGCUGAACUGGAUCGCGUGGGACGCACCCCGCGAUCGGCAACACUCCCAUCCGUUGAACGCGACUCGGUUGCCAGCAUUGGAAUGCCGACUGAUGAGAGCGACGUUCCGGACCAAGUACUUGACCAGUGGCGCAAGACUAUGCCCAUACCUCCGCCAUCACGGGAAGCUCUCGUACGUACUGGCAAGCAAAUGGCCUCGGAUCUUCGGGAAGGGCUGUGGACAUUCUUUGAGGACAUUCGACAGGCAACGGUGGGCGAAGAAGGCAUCAGCGCAACGGAAUCGCGGACCAUGUCGCCUUCAAACUCAUUAGCACCACCAAACUCACGGAAACGAGAAUCUCUUUCAGCCAAGUCACGGAGUCGAGAGCGACUAUCAGCAUCGGGGGAUAAAUUGUCACGAUCGUCAUCAUCGUCAUCGUCGAGGGGUAGGCCCCAAGCGGCUGAGAGUACAUCUGGUAAAGACACCGCGCCGCCAGACAUCUCCAAGUCAUUCUGGCACGAAUUUGGCGUUGAUUCACCAGCGCAGAUGUCGCCCGCCGCUCAACGCAGCUCCUCCAACCUCCCAAACGACAGCAACAACAGCAACAGCGCCGACGCCACGACCCCUCGGGCCGAGAACGAACGAGAGAAUCCCGGUCCCCACUCCAGAAGUCCAGUCGAGGCGGAGGAUGAUACUAUGGGAAACUGGGACCUGUGGGAUACGCCACUCCCCGCCUCUAAAAUGAAGCAUACGCCCUCUUCGAGCCGGUCCACGGUGGCUUCCUCGAAACACGACAAGUCCCCUACAACCCAGGGCAGUAGCCCCCGCACGAGUGCUAGCUUUGGCGACUGGAACCCGACCCUCGCCGUGCCAGACCCCAGUGUCACUGAAGGCAUUCCCUGGCCCACCAUUACGAAGCUGGCACCGUCCACGCUUCAGCGAACUGCCUCCAAUCUCAUGGCUGAGUGGGAGCGUAGUCUUUCGCCUUCCCCGGAGCGUCAAGGCUCCGUUUCUCCUUCGAAGAGUAGCAAGAAGGACUGA
Messenger RNA from Penicillium waksmanii, 1839 nucleotides. RefSeq lists its product as uncharacterized. The record is from RefSeq and is a predicted model, not a curated record. The transcript is spliced from 2 exons. NCBI's taxonomy places the organism in Eukaryota, Fungi, Ascomycota, Eurotiomycetes, Eurotiales, Aspergillaceae. The coding region runs from base 1 to 1839 and encodes 612 amino acids.